This is a messenger RNA of Bactrocera oleae (olive fruit fly), 4909 nucleotides long. Lineage: Eukaryota; Metazoa; Arthropoda; Insecta; Diptera; Tephritidae. The record is from RefSeq and is a predicted model, not a curated record.
UAGUGGUGAGCAGAAGAAAAAAUAGUAGUUCUUUGUUUCGUCAUCGGUUUUUGGAAAUUUUUAAACAUUUAACUUAUUUAUUUGUGGUGAAAAAUAUGAAAUAUCGGUAGUAGAAUAAGUAAAUAAUAAUAAAUCAUUAAAUAUUUAUGUGAAAAACAUAAGUAGAGUAUGAAAAAAACACUUUCAUAUGUGCAGCAGUUGGAUAUGCAAAAAUGAAAAAACUUACAUUGCAUUUGGUGAAUAUGGAAUAAAAAGAAGUAGAUGAAAGCGUAUGAAAUAAAGCAGCAAUGAGAUUUAGGUGAUCGAAUGCAAAUACGUUUGAAUAUAGAAAGAGUGUUAGAGGAGGGGCAGGUUAUGUAGAAGUAAAUAACAGGAAGUAUAAAAGUACAUAGAAAUAAAAGUGCAACUGUUCUGUGCUGCUGAACACUUUUGUGCUGUGGAAGAAAAAAAAUUUAAAACAACUACAUAUAACAAUAACCCCGAUAGUCCAAUUAUUGUGACAUAUUUACAUAUGUAGCCAUCGUACAAGAGAAAAUGAAGAAUGUAAUAUAAAUACGCAUGUAUUUAUUUAUGUGGAUACUCAUAAUUAUAUCAUUGUCAAUUUUUGUUGGCGCAUUACUGAGGUAAACAACAAACUCAAAUAAAAGCUAUCAAAUACAUGACAAGAAGCAUAUGUACAUCAAAGAAAAACGUACAUUUUUUGUGAAGCAGACGAUACCGCUCUGAGCAGCUGCUAAAGCAAAGGUAAGAGCACCUAAAUCGGCUGAGCGGAGAGGCACAAACAAAAAAUAAGUAGAAUCUCAACGGCGGCUGUUUCAAAAGCUUGCGGACCUAAGAAUUAACGAGAGCGUUUUAGCGCGACGAGAGUGUUUUGUUGACGUGCGUGUAAGUAAAGAAACUCAAAAUUGAUAGAAAUAACAAGAAGGCUGCUGCAACUGGUACCUCUUCCGAGGACCAGCCGCCGCGCAAAAAAGGACGACGUUCAGCAGGAGGAUCAACGGCAGCAGCCGCAGCGGGAGCUUCGAUAACGACGACCGGAUCCGCAGCAGCAGCAGCAGCAGCAAUAGCAGUAACUGGUACAAGUGGAAGUAGUAGUCUCAGUACGAUUGCGUCUAUUGACGCAGACACAGCGUCGACUUCACGAGCGGCACAACAGCAGCAAUCAAAUCAAAAUCAAAAUAAUCGCGAGAAACAAAAUAGAGGUGAACCAAAAAGUAAUAGUUGCGUAAACAUCGAAACAAGCGAGAAUUUACAAGAAAAUACAACAACAAACACUUCGAUUAGCAGUGAUAGUGUUGUGAGCGUCGUCAGUGGCGCAGUCGUUGACCGUAACAUUGAAGUACUUGAAAAUAAUAAUAAUUGUAAUAGUGGUAGCAUAACAACGAAUAUGCAAAAUUCAACACUGAAUCCUACAUUAUCGAGCACAUCCUCAUCUGGAUCGGGUUCGGUUGGGGGUUCCGCGUCAGUGACCGGGUCUGGUGUGCCUUCGGUUGGCAAUUCAUCAGCAGCAAAUUCGGCAACUGAUGUAGCUGGUAGUACGGUGGGGCAUGUCGGUGACUCUUCAGCUAAUAUACCUAGCUCUGUAAAUUCAUCAACUUCAACAUCAAAUGGACACGACACAAAACACAAUGGUUUCACCGGUACCAAUGAGAGUGGCACUGUGGACCUACAAAACAAUCACGAUCAAUCAAUCGUGCCUAUUGCCAAUCAUAAUUUGCAUUUGGACAAGUCUAAUCAGGAGAUAAUACGUUUGAUUGGCCAAUAUUUGCAGGAUAUAGGAUUGGAGAAAUCGGUAAAGACUCUAAUGACAGAAUCCGGUUGUUACCUAGAACAUCCAGCUGCAUCAAAAUUUCGAGAGCAUGUCUUGUCUGGAGAGUGGAACAAAGCUGACGUUGACUUAAAGGAACUGGAACCACUCAUUGACAAUGGCAAACCGUCGACUAUCAUCGAAAUGAAAUUUUUAUUAUUAGAGCAAAAGUACUUGGAAUUUUUGGAUGAUGGCUGUCCAUUGGACGCUUUACAUGUGUUACGUAAUGAGCUUACACCGUUACAACACAACACUUCACGUGUUCAUCAACUUUCCUCAUAUAUGAUGUGUUCGAAUAAUCAUGAUCUCUACCAACGCGCCAAAUGGGAGGGCAAAGGCAUAUUGUCACGUGCUGUGGUUAUGGAUCGUUUACAGGCAUUCCUACCACCAACAGUAAUGAUGCCACCACGCCGUUUACGUCACUUACUCCAACAGGCUGUUGAAUUGCAAUCGGAACAUUGCGAUUUUCAUGACAUGGCGUUUAAAACAAAUUUACAAAAUAUCUCAUUACUUAGUGAUCACACCUGUGACACAGAUGGCUUUCCUAUGCAAACUAUACAAGUGCUCACCGAUCAUUGUGAUGAGGUUUGGUAUUGUAAAUUCUCCCCAGACGGCCUUAAACUCGCCACAGGCAGCAAAGACUCCAGCGUUAUUAUUUGGGAUGUGGACCCAUAUAAAUUGUCACUAAAGCAUCGUCGCAUAUUGGAGGCACAAUCCAAUAUAAGUGUGGCUUUUGUUAGCUGGAGUCCAGAUUCGAAAUUAUUAUUGGUGGGUGGACCUGAUGAUACACCCGAAAUAAGCAUAUGGAAUGUAGACGAUGGCAAACUCAUACUAAAAAUGUCGCAAUCAGUGGAUGACAGUCUAUCAUGUGGUGCUUUCAGUCGUGAUGGUAGUCGCUUCGUUUGUGGCGGUCAAAAGGGGCAGUUCUACUUGUGCGAUUUGAGUGGAUCAAUUCUUAAUACUUGGGAAGGUGUACGAAUCAAUAGCGUUGCCUACCGCGCUGAUAAUAAGACUAUCAUAGCAUCAGAUAAUCACUAUCGUAUCAGAGGCUACAAUUUCGAAGAUCCCGGCACGGAUUUCGAUAUUCUCAAAGAACCACAUCCGAUAAUGACAUUUACCGUAAAUUCUGCCGAUCGUCUGGCCUUGCUCAACAUUUCCAGCCAAGGACUUCAUUUAUGGGAUUUGGAGGACAAGUGUUUAGUACGUCGGUUUCAGGGCAUUCGUCAAAGCAAAUUCGCCAUACAUUCAUGCUUCGGUGGGGUAAAUGAAAGUUUCGUGGCGAGUGGAAGCGAAGAUAAACUGGUUUGUAUUUGGCAUAUAAAGCGCGAAGAGCCAUUGGGCAAACUGGCGGGUCAUACAAAAACAGUGAAUUGUGUUUCCUGGAAUCCUAUGUUUCCGUCCCUCUUGGCAUCAGCUAGUGACGAUGCAACCGUACGUAUUUGGGGCCCGAAAUCGCACAGUGCCAACGCCACACCCGAAAGUGAUGACUGUUCAUCUUGUUCAUCAUCAUCGUCAUGGAAUAUGACAUCGUAAUUUAGCACACUUACGCAUAUACACACCAUAAAAGCGGUAAUCAAUAGAAAAAGCACACUAUUAUCGCUAUAGCCACUUAGAUAAAACAACUAAAAUAGCAAUACAAUAGUAAUAACAACAAUCUAUAAAGAAGGUUAAUGGACAAAACAAAACCAAACAAAAACUAAUUGGAAAUUAACAGGCAAGCAGCAAUUAUCAUUUAAAAAUAAAACUAUUUAAGAAAAUAAAAUAUUUAUAUGAAAUUUAUUGAAAAACUAAAAAACUGAAGGUGCGUAAAGAGCUUGCUGCACUUUUCGAAAUUGAUUUCGAAAACAAUGCUCGGCUAUAUAUCGCUACAUUUAAUGGUUAGAUUAAUCGAGUUGUUGAAAAAAUGUCUGAGAAAUGAUUUCGCCAUUAGAUUUUAAGACAGGCAGAACCGAAACAGCCCGAUGUGCCCAUUUUUUUCUUUUCAAAUAUUAACUAACUAAAGGUAAAGGCCACAAAUAAAAUGCAUACAAGUAAUAAACAUAUGCAUUAAAUAGCAAAAAAAAAAUUGUAUCAGAGAAUUUGUUACAACAAAUAAAUAAUUAUGAAAAUAUAUAAGCCUGAAUGCAAAGAGAACUAAAAUUCAUCCAAUUGAAGCGAAAAAUUAACGAAUAAAUACAAAACUAAGAAAAAAUUAAAUAUAGCAAUUAAACUGGUUUAUAAUUAAUAUAUGUAAUAAGCGUUAAUAGUAAUUAAACGAAAAUUAGUAUUGCAACGGGUUAGCAAGGAGAUUUGCAGUGGCGUGCAUAAUUUGAUAUAUUUAAAACAACCAAUUUAAAUAAUCUAAUUUUUUAAACAUUAUAAUGUAACAUGUUUUGAGUAUUAUGCUCAAUGUUAACAACUUGAAAAACUCGAUCAACUAACAACUAACCUAUAAUUUAGCACAGUAACGACCCAAACUGUCGCUGUUAAAACAGUUGCUUUAAAUAUUACAGAACUGUUAUAAAGCUUAACUGUCAUACGCGUUUAGCAGUCUUUUUUAAUAUGUUGAGGUUUUUUAAUUUUUUUAUAUGUAUGCGUUUUUUGAUUGAAUAUUUUUUACACACAAGCAAAUAGUAUACACAAUAAGUAAAUAAAUAAAAAAAAUAAUUUUUACUUGACAAUUUAUAUGUUUUGUUUAGCGAUAAUAGCAUCAUAGCGCUUAAGCUAGCUUUUAAUAUACAGAAUAAGAAACUAUCAAUGCGCCCUUUUAAUUAACUUAAUAACUUAAAUCAAUGAAGUAUAUCAUCAAUUUAUGUGCGCCACACUAUCCAACUGUGCUACUUUCCCUUCUUAGUUAUUUAAAAAUCAUAUAUUAAAUUAGAACUGUUCUUAAGUGAUUAUAUAUACGAUAGUAUAUAUAUACAUAUAUACCGAAGUAAAAUAUAUAAUAGAAAAGGGGGGGUUGGUUGGCGGAGAAAUGCAAAACAAUAUAAGUACGAAAGGUCAGCCUACAAAAUGUAUAACAAAUUAAAAAAAAAACAGAUUUUGAGCAGCAUAGACUAACAACGGGUCAAGAAUGUAACAAAUUAAUAACACAUAUUUCAUGCACACAAGCAAAAAAAA